Electrophorus electricus (electric eel) is the source of this 3485-nucleotide messenger RNA. RefSeq names its product doublesex and mab-3 related transcription factor 2b (gene dmrt2b). Gene Ontology annotation, biological process: regulation of transcription by RNA polymerase II; sex differentiation. NCBI's taxonomy places the organism in Eukaryota, Metazoa, Chordata, Actinopteri, Gymnotiformes, Gymnotidae. Gene Ontology annotation, molecular function: RNA polymerase II cis-regulatory region sequence-specific DNA binding; DNA-binding transcription factor activity, RNA polymerase II-specific. Gene Ontology annotation, cellular component: nucleus. The record is from RefSeq and is a predicted model, not a curated record.
GGAAAGCAGUGAAAGAUACUGGAAUUACCACAGUCAAUGGAAUAAUUAUCUCCCUUCAGUACUUUAAAAUUCUCAGUAAAAUAUAACAAGUAGUUAAAAGCUGUGUAAAAGGAAACUUUGUGUAUGUCUCUUACACUUCAGAAGAGGGUUGUGUGGCCUUAGCCCUUCCUGGGCAAACAUUGGGCAAACAAAACAACAAAAUACACAGCAAUGAUUAAAAGGAAAUGCCCAUGUCUUAAAGCUGUCUGAAGGCAAACUCCAGUGUGGCUCAGAUGCAGCACCUGCGAGAUCAGUUGUUGUAUUUUCCUUUUGAAUGUUUGACACUGCCCAGUGUCAGGCUGAAAGUCAACUCUAAGCACUUUCAAAAUGUGGAGAAAACUAAACUUUAACUUUGACUCCAUGGUGAUUGUUAACACAUUUUUCUACUUCUUUUUAUUAAUUUUUUAUAUUUAUUUAGGGAUAUUUUCUUUGCUAACAUAGAAUUUUGAUAAGUAAGUACAGCUAUUGUUAUUGUUAUACAGUCUGUAAAUAAAAAGCAAUAGAUAAAUAAGCAGCUAGUUUGACCUAAAAAUAAUGAUAAAGAAAUAAUGAUAAAAGUAGACUAUUUUGAGGAAAAAAAAAACAAACAAACAGUAGAGAAGGAAAAAUACAAAGGUUCCUGUGGCACGCUAUACAUGGACUGUCAUGAUUAUGAGUGUCUGUAGCAUAGAGGGGCACCUAAGGUAACAUUUUCCAGAUCCAGCAGUGUGUGACAGUACAAAGACCAUCCACAUGGUGGCUACACUCACUUGGUUCUACACCAGAGCAACUCCCCAAGCUUUUAUUUAAUGAGUUGGCAUUAUAUUAAUUAAUUGUGCUCUGGUGGUUUGGCAGUCACCACUAGCAAUUAAAAUGUUUUCUAUCUCUGGGUAGCUUACUUGCCUAGAAAGAGCAGGGUUACGUUGGUCACAAAAAUCUGCAGGCCUAUUCCCCCAUUGUUCCUGUAAUAUGUAUAUUUCAUAAAGUGUGUACUCUGGGAAUUGAGCAUGUUAAACGUGUUAAAAAAAUCUCAGAAUUACAUUCAAGCGCAUCCUAUCUUAUUAAAAACAUGAUCCAGACGCUAUGUCCAUGUUAAAUUAAUUAAAUUCAAUUUUCAUACUAAUACUGGAAAACUCAAUUAAUGUCCACUCUGACAUUUUACUCAUUUAAUGUCCAGUCAAGAUUAAAUGGGUAAAAUAUUUAGCAUAUUGCAGACAAAAGGUUUCCAAUGGAAAUACUGUUAUUAUUAAUCUUUUCUUUUUGAACGUUUUUUAAAAUUAUUGAAGGGACAUGUUUGAUGUUACAAAUUUAAAAUGCUUUCUCAUUAUCUUUCUCUAUACCUAAAAUACAUACACUAACAAGACGUGAUUAUUAUGAAAGGACAAACAAGAGUUCGAGUAAAUCUUUUUCAAGAACACAGUAAAUCAGCAAGAGAAGUUGAGAGGAGGAGUUUGUUUUGAUCACCCCAAACUCUGUGACGUCCACAUCAACUUAACCACGCUGCUUAAAUACGGAGAGAUGAGUAAGAUGAGCGCAAACUUCUCCUUCAAAAUUUUCUUCAGCUGUCGCGUCGUAGGUAAAAGUCUACAUUCCUGUAUAGACAUCUCUAGCACUUCAAAAAAGCUCAGUGACAUAACAUUUCUCAAGUCUGGUGCGCUCAUAGAUUCUGCGGGGAUCACAACAUCAUGUCAGCACAGAGCCCAGUAUUUUAGAGUUUAGGCUACAUGAAAAUAAACUUGACAAUACACGAGUGUACAACAGCACAAAGUUGGAAAGGGUUGUUUAUAGAUGUCCACUAAACUUGAAGUAGACUUCCAGCUGGAGUUGGCCGACCUCGAUUCCCUCAAAGGCGAAUACGAUGAGGAGAUUGACGUGGAGAGCGUGGACGGACGCGGCAGUCGAAGCGAGAGGGAAGCGAAGAUGACGACGGAAGCGCAGCCUCAGCGCAGGCUAAGCCGGAGUCCAAAGUGCGCUCGCUGUCGGAAUCACGGCGUCGUGUCGUGUCUCAAAGGCCACAAGCGCUUCUGCCGCUGGCGGGACUGUCAGUGCGCGAACUGUCUCCUCGUCGUGGAGAGACAACGAGUGAUGGCUGCGCAAGUUGCCCUCCGGAGGCAGCAGGCUACCGAGGGUAAGAAAAAUCAGCGGAAUGCUUCUUACCUCAGACGUGCAGCUUACCAACGUUAUACCAGAGAGCCUAGUCUGCUGGCAAAGAGUAUACUAGAGGGCUAUAAACCGAACACGCUAGACGACUGGCCAAAGAAACUCCAUUUCCCUUCGCUUAGCGUGAGGAUGAGGAAGAGGAGAGCCUUCGCUGACAAAGAGCUGGAGAGUGUGAUGCUGGAGAGAGAGCUGAGGCAGAGAGAGAUGGAGGAACUACCCGGAGUCAUGCUCCUUCAGGCUGCUGCCUUGCCUGCUUCCUCUGCAUGGCUGUACCCGCUGUCGGACGCCAGCCUGCCCAGCUACAUGCCCGUGUACAAGUACGGCCCACUGCUGUAUGAGUGCAACCUCCACUGCCACCCCCACGAGUUCCCACUCAGGACUUCAGAACCCCGUCACACGGACUCUCUCGCAAAGAGCUGUCUUCUUCGGGCAGCAGAAGGCUGGGAGACCUGCAACGAGAGGUACUUACACUUGGAAUCUUUUCCAUUGACCUCAAUUCAAGGCUUUCAGCACUGCUGCAGCAAAAACACAGGCAUCAAGUCAGCAAAGCCCGGCUCAGAAAGUGUGCGGGCUGACUCAUCUAACAGCACGCCAAAGAGUGCUGGUGCUGACAGGCUGGACAUGGCGUCGGCGCUGGACGGCAGUCUUCCUCUGACUGAGGGAAAGGUGCUGUCACAGACAGAGAUGCCAAAUAGGUGCUGUAGGGUGCCCAGAUCUAAAGCUCUAGCACACAAGGACUGUUCCACUAGAGCGAACUGCAUUAAAGAGUCCCACGUGAGGCCCUUACCCUUCUCUGUAGAAGCUUUGCUGAUGUGAUGACAUGGUGAAUUCUCUGCAGAAUACACUUUUUUAUAAAGUCAUAGAAUUGUUUUUAUUUUCUGGUGGAAUAAAAUGUUCCUUGAUAUUUCAGAAGAAUUUAUGCUCCAGACAUUUUAUAAGCAAAUAUCUGGAUUUGUUUUGUUUAUGAUAGUAGUUUUUGAGUUAGGAUAUGUAUUGUGUACCAUUUCAAAUUAAGUAUAAUUUGUUUAGAUUUAUUUAUUAUUUAUCCUUUUCUAAAAUCAUAUGUUCAUAUAGAGGCCUCUAGUUUUACAUUUAUCCAUUUUUUUUUUCCCUGAUUAUGUAAUUUUGUACAGCACUGACUUUUUUUUUUUUUUUUUUUUUUUUUUACAUAUGGAUAAUUUCAAAUUGGUUCUAAAAUUGUUAUGGAUAUGUCCAGAUGGUAAUGGGUAUGUCCAGACACACACACACAAACAUACUAUAUCAGCAAUGGGAAUCAUCAUUUUAAGGCUGAUUAAAUAAAUCUCACA